AUGAAUACAAAAAAAGCCGCAGAUAAGGAGACUCUUAAGUCUCAAAUGAAAUUGUCGACCGUAAUUAAGAAUUUAGACAAGCGGCAAACAUUUAAUAUUGCACAAGAUAGAAAUCAGAAAAGAAAUUGUUUUUCUCACCUAGCAAGACUAAAAGUGGGAUUGUUGUCAUUCCACCACGUUUCCACUCGUCAAGCGACACACAACCAUCGCAGUCGUAAUCGAUUUCCGUCAUCAUGUCUUGAAGUAUCUACACGGAUGGAUAAAUAUGCGAAUAAGUUGAAUAUGACGUGA
This is a messenger RNA of Clunio marinus, 291 nucleotides long. Lineage: Eukaryota; Metazoa; Arthropoda; Insecta; Diptera; Chironomidae. The record is from the annotation of a GenBank genome assembly.